Molecule: messenger RNA, 3193 nt
Organism: Anthonomus grandis grandis
Lineage: Eukaryota; Metazoa; Arthropoda; Insecta; Coleoptera; Curculionidae
Product: probable G-protein coupled receptor CG31760
Exons: 15
Coding region: 318-2405 (695 amino acids)
Biological process (GO): G protein-coupled receptor signaling pathway
Cellular component (GO): membrane
Molecular function (GO): G protein-coupled receptor activity
Source: RefSeq, a predicted model, not a curated record
GACACCGCAACAGUUUGUCUGGCUCCACCUCAGCUUCACCGGUAAGCUGAAGCUGAAUCACGCGUAUAAACAUUGUAUAUAUAAGACUUCUCCGGUUAUAUACAUAAAUACAAGUUGAUCUUAUUAUAGUGCCAGUAUAUGGAUUGAUGAUUUUUUUUUUAUUCAGUGAAAGUGGCUGCUGGUUAUCGUACAGAAAACAUCAACAAUGUAGUCAGCGUUUCCGUUACCGAGCCCAUUAUAUUAAUGUGGAUGUUGCUCGGACACAAUCCAACCCCCAGAGGACAAAAUUUACAAUACCACACAAAUGAGGAUGCGUAAUGGGGAAGAAGCCCUUUGUGAGGUCACGAGAGCCAGUCAUGGCCGCCUUGAUUAUCUGCACUGCUCUGUCAUCCGGCGUAAGCGCGCUCGUGAAAAAAGACGAUAUAGAAUCGAGUUUAAACGUAAUCCAGGAAGUUUCCGCGCAAAGUCUCGGCUCGUUGUGCGUAACGGAGCAGUUUCGCUCCCUGACGGUGCCCAUUGACACUUUGAGGUUCGAAUCGGCCCGCCAAAAGGCGGAUUUGGCCGCUACGCUGUUGCAAGAUCUCGGCGUCGCUCAUCACAAUGGUCUUCAAGAUGCCAUUUCGAAAAAUAUCCUGGUGUCAGAUCCGGCGGUCUUGGCGGCCCGUGUGUUGGCGAUAAACGCCACCAACGGCCAGUUAAUUAAUUGCGCGUGGUGGCAGAAGCAGGGCCUGGAAAUGGGGGGCCCCAAGAAGGUGCCGGAGACAGUUAUGGAGGCGGGGCGUCGGCCCAGCGCUGACUAUCCAUGGUACGAAGACGCAGACUCAAGUCCCGGUCUUCGCUCGCCAAAAUUCAUCGAGAGCCCCCCCAACGUGUCUUACCGCGGAUGGUGGACUUACCCUUACUACUCCUGCUCCGCCAGGAGAUGGUUGAUGUCCUAUAGCGUCCCUAUACCACCUCCGGGAAGACGAGGAUUAAAAGGGUUUCUGAGCCUGGACGUAGACAUCUCCCAUCUGCAAGUAGACCAGUGCGAAAGUGGCCCUUUGACGCCCACUAACGCACUGUCCAUAUUCCACGGGUCGCAUAAGUGUCAUAAUUUGACAACUGAAUGCAUUUUUAAGUCUGCAGCUCAAGUGCCCUCAUGGUCCAGGGGUCGGUACGAAUGUCGUUGUCGCGACGGGUACUUCUCUACGCACCACGGAGGGGUUUUUAAUGGGACUUUGGUUGAAGUUGCAUGGGAAGAACAUGUUGAAAACUCAAGUGACACAUGGGAAACGAUCUUCCAAUGUCAGGCAUGCGCGCCAGGUUGUCAUUUUUGCACUGACCCAUCGCCAUGUUUGGCAACGUUUCAUUGGCCCUUUAGGAUUACUUUGCUCUCUAUCAGUAUUUUUUGUGUUUUUUGCACUUUGGUGUUGAACUGUUUCAUGUUUAAGCAUCGCAAACUGAAGGUGUUUAAGGUGGCCAGCCCGAUAUUUCUCAGUAUUACCCUUUUGGGAUGCGCUUUUAUGUACCUGGAGAUGGGUGCCAUAUUUCCGGUUUUGGACACCUACUUUUGUAUAGCGACCAAAUGGACCAGACAUUUGGGAUUUUGCGUCACUUAUACCGCACUACUUAUGAAAACAUGGAGGGUUUCCCUUACCUACCGGGUAAAAUCAGCCCACAAAGUAAAACUAACAGACAAACAGCUCCUCCAAUGGAUGGUUCCGAUUUUACUCAUAAUGCUCAUUUACUUGGGCACUUGGACCCUAUCCGACACCCCCACAGCGGAAGAAAUAAUGGACAAUAAGGGACUCAGGUUUAAGCAAUGCGUCUAUAAUUGGUGGGAUCACAGUUUGGCUAUAGGGGAAGUUUUAUUCUUGGCAUGGGGCAUACGGGUGUGUUAUAACGUGAGAAAUGCCGAGUCUUUGUAUAAUGAGGCGAGGCUCAUCAGUUAUGCCAUCUAUAAUAUUGCCAUCGUGAACAUUUUAAUGAUAGCCUUUCAUUUAUUCAUUUUCCCGAGGGCAGGACCAGAUAUAAAGUACUUUUUGGGGUUCGUACGCACUCAGUUGUCUACCACUACGACCAUUGCUCUUGUGUUUGGGCCAAAGAUUAUUAGGGUGUUAAGCGGCCAGGGUGACCAAUGGGACAACAGGGCGCGGUCACGUGGCGUCACAGCCUCGUUUUCCCUAAACGGCAUCGGACUGGUACCGGAAGACACGCCCGAUCUAUUCCAGGAGAACGAGGAACUCAAAGAGGAAAUUCAAAAAUUGGCCGCGCAAAUCGAGUUCAUGAAAAUCGUCCAUAUGGAAAUCAACAAUCGGCACGUAAAACCGAAGGCGGGCGGCUACUUUACCACGUUGAACACCCCGUUGGCGGUGCAGAGCCCCCUGGCGAAACAAUUGGGCGGCAAACCGGGGGAGGAACUGUGACAUAAGGAGGCGGCCCCUGGGGGCGAGGGAGACCCGGGGGCGGUAAGCGCCUCGAGACGGCGCAGCUGCAAAGAAUGGCUCCGGAUGGAGUUCGUACUGAAACAAACUGGGGAGAGUGUCGUGGUGGUUUAGACGGGGUUGUUGCCGGUUUAUUUAUUGUGACAUUCUGGCAACACUGCCGUAAUUGUUUUUUCGUUGUAUUCAAUUAGUUUGUGAAACUCAUCUGUAUGUGUGAUAUUUUAUUGGUGGAGGAAUCACUGGUAAUGCACUGACGGAUGUUGAACCAGGUUUUACCUUGCUCUUGUUUUAUUUUAGGAGACCCUGUAGCGUGGUAAAGAAUGGUCUGUCCGACUUAUUAAGUGUACCAAAGCUCACUUUAGGUAACCAGAAAUCAAACUGUUCUUUUUUUUUUUUUUAAUAAAUGUUGACAAUAAAGGAGGAAAUGUUCAAAAAAACUGAAUUAAACGUGCCCUUCUCGACUUCAAUUUUGCUUCUAGGUACAAAAGAUUGUGACAAACCUGUCAAUUAUAAUAACUAUUUUUUCAUUAGCUUUUCUAAUUUACCCUCUAUAUAUUUAUAUAUGUAUGUAUAAAUGAUGUUUCUUGUAAUAUCUCGGUCCUCAUUCCAAAAUAACUCGCAGGAAAACCAUAAAAUCGAUGUUAAAGUAUACGCAUAGUAGCAGAAUUAUAUAAAUGUGUUAAAUAUAUGUAUAUCUAUGUAAUAUUUUCAAGAUGAAACUCACCGCAAUUGAAUGUACUACAUAUAUUAUAUGGAAAUGUUUGUUCAUA